Molecule: messenger RNA, 873 nt
Organism: Fusarium vanettenii 77-13-4
Lineage: Eukaryota; Fungi; Ascomycota; Sordariomycetes; Hypocreales; Nectriaceae
Exons: 5
Coding region: 1-873 (290 amino acids)
Biological process (GO): phosphate-containing compound metabolic process
Cellular component (GO): cytoplasm; nucleus
Molecular function (GO): inorganic diphosphate phosphatase activity; magnesium ion binding
Source: RefSeq, a predicted model, not a curated record
AUGGCCUCUCGCUACACCGUCCGCAAGGUUGCGGCUCCCAACACCCUCGAGCACCGCGUCUACAUCGAGCAGGAUGGCCAGCCCGUCUCUCCAUUCCACGAUAUCCCCCUCUACGCCAACCAGGAGCAGACCAUUCUGAACAUGGUUGUUGAGAUCCCUCGAUGGACCAAUGCCAAGCUCGAGAUCUCCAAGGAGGAACUCCUCAACCCCAUCAAGCAGGACAUCAAGAAGGGCAAGCUUCGAUACGUCCGAAACUGCUUCCCCCACAAGGGUUACCUCUGGAACUACGGUGCCUUCCCCCAGACCUGGGAGGACCCCAACUCCAUCCACCCCGAGACCAAGGCCAAGGGUGACAACGAUCCUCUCGAUGUCUGCGAGAUCGGCGAGCUCGUCGGCUACACUGGCCAGGUCAAGCAGGUCAAGGUCCUCGGUGUCAUGGCCCUUCUCGACGAGGAGGAGACUGACUGGAAGGUCAUUGUCAUUGACAUCAACGACCCUCUUGCUGCCAAGCUGAACGACGUUGAGGACGUCGAGCGACACCUGCCCGGUCUUCUCCGUGCCACCAACGAGUGGUUCCGUAUCUACAAGAUUCCCGAUGGCAAGCCCGAGAACCAGUUUGCCUUCACUGGCGAGUGCAAGAACAAGAGCUACGCUCUUGACGUUGUCCGCGAGUGCGCUGAGGCCUGGGACCGCCUCAUCACCGGCAAGACUGCCCCCGGUGGUGUCUCUACCACCAACGUCACUGUCCAGCAGUCUCCUUCCCGCGUUUCUCCUGACCAGCUCCCUCCUCUGCCCCCCAACGAGGAGGUCCCCGCCGAGAAGAUUGACAGCUCCAUUGACAAGUGGUUCUUCAUCAGCGGUGCCUCUGCUUAA